AUGCAGUUUACUUGUAAUACAUGUGGAUUGGUAUUUGCCUCCGCAGAUGAACAAAGAAUUCACAUGAAAUCUGACUGGCACAGAUACAACUUGAAAAGAAGAGUUGCUCAACUUCCAGCAAUAGAUGAAGAUCUUUUCAACUCCAAGGUGGCUAGCUUGGAAUCGCAGACUGAAGCAAACUCUCAAGAAGAGAAGAAGAACAAUAAGCAGUUAACGAAGAAAGAAAUUAGAAGAAGAGAGAAGGAAGCUAUAUAUGAACAAAAGAAGCAGAUUUUGGAAAUCGCUCGGAAGAAUUUGCUCGCCCAAAACGAAGCUAAUACCAUUGGAGACGAAGUGACCGUUCAGGAAGAAGUGAAGCAAACUUCCCCUGAAUCAAAUGAAAAUUUUGAUGAGACUUUAACUGAGGAUCAGCUUGCAGAAAAAAUCAUGGAAACCAAGCUUGCCAACCAAGUCGAUAUCCCGGCUACGACUUGUUUGUUUUGCCACCCAAAGGAAAAGAAAUCUUUUGAGUCUGUCGAUGCAAGUAGCGUACACAUGUUUAAAGAGCAUGGUUUUUAUAUUCCGGAACAAAAGUACUUAGAGGAUAAAGCGGGCCUCAUAAAAUACUUAGGAGAAAAGAUAGGUUUGGGUAACGUUUGUCUUUGUUGUAAUUAUCAAGGAAGAAACAUAGAAGCAGUGAGGGAGCACAUGAGAAUUAAGAGGCAUAUGAAAAUACCAUAUGAAAAAGAAGAUGAGAAGCUUGAAAUUUCACAAUUCUAUGAUUUUCUGUCCACAUACGAUGACAGAAGCAAGGUCGUAGUUUCAGAAGAAGAGGAUAAUUCUGAAGAAGGUGCUUGGGAAGAUGUCUCAGAUGGAGACGCUGAAGGAGAAGACGAUGAUGAUGAAGACGAUGAUGAGUUGCCAUCACAAGGAGAUCGUGCACUUUAUCAAGACGGACACGAACUUGUUUUGCCUUCUGGUGCUGUUAUUGGUCAUCGUUCUAUGGCUAGAUAUUACAGACAAAACUUGGCUCCAGAGCGAAUUUUGUCUGAAGGACAAGGUACCGUCAUUGCUGCAGAAACUAGACAUAUGUUUAAUGUUAAGGAUAGACAAGAGUUGGCUAUACAGAAGAGAGCUUGGAGUAGACAACAUAAGAGGGAAGAUCAAAAUGAUAGAAGAGCGCAAAAAUUCAUCAAUAAUCAACCACACUUUAGAGACCCAUUAUUACAAUGA
Dujonia railenensis is the source of this 1212-nucleotide messenger RNA. Lineage: Eukaryota; Fungi; Ascomycota; Pichiomycetes; Serinales; Debaryomycetaceae. The record is from the annotation of a GenBank genome assembly.